AUGAAUGACCUUUUGGCUAGCAAAUCCUUCGUCUCACGCAAUGGCUCGCCGGACGACCAUGCCAUCGAAAUCAACCCCGGCGCGGCGGGAGCCACCCUAGACCAAUUCUUCGCCGACGUGGAGGCGACGAAAGAUGAAAUGAAGAAUCUAGAGAACAUUUUCCAGAGCCUCAAAAGCCUCAACGAAGAGAGCAAAACCCUUUACGACGCCACCGCCGUGAAGGACCUCCGUUCACGUAUGGACGCUGACGUGGCACUUGCCCUCAAGAAAGCCAAGUUCAUCAAGCUCAAGCUGGAGACUCUCGAAAGUUCCAACGCCUCCUCCCGCCGCGUCCCCACCUGUGGGCCUGGCUCCUCCUCCGACCGCACACGGAUGUCCGUCGUGCAUGGGCUGAAGAUGAAGCUGAAGAACUCCAUGGACGCCUUCAAUGGGCUCAGGAACCAGAUCUCGGCGGAGUAUCGGGACACAGUACAGCGCCGGUAUUUCACGAUUACCGGCGAGAAACCCGAUGAGAAGACCGUUGAGAUAUUGAUCUCCACGGGUGAGAGUGAGUCACUUGUACAAAAAGCCAUAGAAGAACAUGGAAGGGGAAGAAUAGUUGAGACAUUGAAGGAGAUAGAGGAGAGGCACGAUGCAGUGAAAGAGAUAGAGAGGAGGCUGAUGGAGUUGCAGCAAGUGUUCUUGGACAUGUUAGUGUUGGUGCAAUCUCAAGGGGAACAACUUAAUGACAUCGAAAGCUUUGUCACAAAAGCUAACUCCUUCGUGGAGAGCGGUACUCGGCAGGUGGAGGUGGCGGUGAAGACCCAGAAGAGUACCCGCAAAUGGACAUGCUAUGCCAUUAUCCUUAUUAUUCUCAUCAUCUUCCUCCUCCUCUUGCUCCUCAAACCAUGGCAACCUAAUAAGGGAGUUCAACUCACCCAUGCUGUUCCUAAAACUUUAUAG
Molecule: messenger RNA, 942 nt
Organism: Arachis duranensis
Lineage: Eukaryota; Viridiplantae; Streptophyta; Magnoliopsida; Fabales; Fabaceae
Product: syntaxin-121-like
Exons: 2
Coding region: 1-942 (313 amino acids)
Biological process (GO): vesicle fusion; intracellular protein transport; exocytosis
Cellular component (GO): SNARE complex; endomembrane system; plasma membrane
Molecular function (GO): SNARE binding; SNAP receptor activity
Source: RefSeq, a predicted model, not a curated record